AUCCUCUAUUUUUAGGACAAGUCUGGCUUAUCUUGUAUUUAUCCCAGCUGGGGGGAUAAUGUUUCCAGAGACCUCCUGUGAGUAAAGGCCGCAUAAGGGCUGAGUUAAUUUUAACUGCCUGGCGGUCUCGAGCAUGGAGCCGGCGCAGGAACCGGAGGAGCCGGGGCCUCAGACAGAAGCGGCUGCAGACACGGUUCUUGAGGUUGGACAGAGAUUGUUCCAGGUCAGCCGCAGCGUCCUCGCGCUGCACAGCCCCUAUUUCCGAGCCAUGUUUUAUGGGGGGGCGAGGGAGAGCUCCCAACACCACAUCGUGAUCAGAGAGGUCGAUGCGGUGCCUUUCCAGGCGCUGCUCGAGUUCACUCGCACGGCCCGAGUGCCGAUUGGCCAAGAAAACGUUGUCAGCUUACUGGAAACAGCUGAUUUUUUUCAGUUUGAGAGGGUGAAGCUGUUGUGCGAGAAGUUUCUGGAGCGAGAGCUGCACGUUUCCAACUGCCUGGGCCUGCUGGGCUACGCGCAGCGAUUCGCCGCCGCGGGGCUGUACCGGGCCGCGCUGAACGUGGCUCUCACGCACUGGGGGGACGUGAUGUGCCAGGAGGAGUUUAAGGCCCUACCCAAAGAGACGCUGGCGUGUCUCUUGAAAAGCGAUGAGCUCUUCGUUUCGCGAGAAGACGUGGUUUUCGACAGCAUCAUGAGGUGGAUAAUGGAGGACCCAGCGACGAGAGAGGAGGACUUUCUGGAUUUGGUGGGCGAAGUCAGGGUGGCUUUUCUGAGUUUGUCCUUCCUCGAUGUCCUGGUGAAGCGCAGCAAGCGCCCGGGACAGACGGACACCUUUUCCAGACUCAUAAAGAAGUUAGACAGCUGUCCUCCGCCCAGCUGGCGGCACACGGAGCUGCGUCCUCGUGCUGGCCGGAGUUACGACACCUUGUACGUCCUGGGAGGAAAGCACGACAAGGAACAGCAAGAAUUGUUCCUCUUUCAACCUAAAACAGAGAGCUGGCAGGCUUGCUCUCCGCUGCAGCGCAGGAACCUCACGCAGUACGCGGUGGCAGCAGUAGGAAGUUUCCUUUUCGUGACGGGAGGAUAUUUCCGGGAUGAGUUUGUGUGGUACAGCGUGGACUGGGUGCUCAUCUACAGCUGUGUGGACAACAGCUGGCUGGAGGGGCCGGCCAUGAAGAAGUCCCGCAACAGCCACUGUGCGGUGGGAGCGGGACUGUACCUGUACGUGCUCGGGGGGAGCACGGACGACGGGAUUGUCCCGGCCGUGGAGCGCAUGGCGCUGCUGGACUCGGAGUGGGAGAGCAUGAGUCCCAUGGCUCAGCCCGUGGAAAGGGGAGAUGCCGUCAGCGUGGGGACCAGGAUCUACGUGGUCUGCGGCCUGGAUGAAAACGGACACGUCUAUGAUGGAGUGCAAAGGCUGAACAUAGAGACGGACAGCUGGGAUGUUAUCUCGCUCUCUCCGCUUCCAAGGUAUGAUCUCUGCAUCACGUCACUGAACGGUGCUCUGUACACCAUCGGCGGGGGAGCUUUUCGACUGGACGUGGAGACAGACGAAUGGACCCCGGUGGAUGAGGAAUGCUUGACCCACAAGUUCUUCAUGGGGUGCAGCACUGUGAACGGACGCAUUUAUCUCCUUGGACAGCGGAAGGGGAACAGUGCCCUCCCCGUUGUAGUCCUGUUUGAUCCCUACCUGGACAUGUGCCAAGUCAUAGAGAACAAGCUCCCUUGUCCUCUUCCUAUUCACGGCUGCGUCUCUGUGCGAAGGUUUGACACAUGGGCCUAAGCGAUGCCAGAUCCAGCAUAACCAAGAAAAGGUCAUCUGCUCUACAGCUGAUGGGAGUUGGAUUGCGUCAAAUUUGGUCCGUGAAAUGUUUAAAUUUUGAAAAUAGAUCUCUUCCUUUGUGACUUUGAUUCCACCCGGCAAAUCAACUUGAAGCAAAAUCCAGUGAAACCUUGGUGUCUGCAUGACGGUCAUUAUUGGAAACAGCAGCCAGCGUGGUUAUGGUACAAAAGCUCCUCAGGGCUGCUGUGAAAUAAAGGGAUGCUCUGACCCUUAA
Messenger RNA from Columba livia (rock pigeon), 2054 nucleotides. RefSeq names its product kelch-like protein 23. The record is from RefSeq and is a predicted model, not a curated record. The transcript has 3 exons. Gene Ontology annotation, molecular function: protein binding. Bases 134 to 1780 code for a protein of 548 amino acids. NCBI's taxonomy places the organism in Eukaryota, Metazoa, Chordata, Aves, Columbiformes, Columbidae.